Colias croceus (clouded yellow) is the source of this 962-nucleotide messenger RNA. RefSeq names its product transmembrane emp24 domain-containing protein 5-like. Gene Ontology annotation, cellular component: endoplasmic reticulum-Golgi intermediate compartment; COPII-coated ER to Golgi transport vesicle; endoplasmic reticulum. Bases 1 to 711 code for a protein of 236 amino acids. NCBI's taxonomy places the organism in Eukaryota, Metazoa, Arthropoda, Insecta, Lepidoptera, Pieridae. The record is from RefSeq and is a predicted model, not a curated record. Gene Ontology annotation, biological process: intracellular protein transport; endoplasmic reticulum to Golgi vesicle-mediated transport; Golgi organization. The transcript has a single exon.
AUGGAUCUGCUACAAUUAGGAAUUCUGUUAAUAACAUGUAAACUUAUAGCCUCACAAGCAAUAUUUGAAUCUGACGUAAACAUACGAAUCGAUGCUGGAACAAGAACCUGCAUCUUCGAAAAGGGUCAAGCGGGUCAGAUCAUGGAGUUUUAUUAUCAAGUAUUGGAUGGACAGCAUGGCGAUUUAGAUAUAUCUGUUGAUGUCUUCGAUCCCAAGGGAAACAAAAUUAUUGCCGAACAUAAGAAGACACAAAACUCUAUUAUAAUGGACUUGGAAAACAGUGGAGAUUUCGUGUUUUGUUUAGACAAUACACAUAGCGUGAUGAAUUCCAAACUGGUGUAUUUUUACGUGGUGAUUGAAGAUAAAGAGAAAGACCAAGAAGCGACGGUCAGCGCGGUUGAUAAUAAUGGUCAAGAGCAUGAAGAGAGCAAGGUAGUCGAGUGGAUUGGAACCAAUGCAUAUGAUGAAGAGUAUACAAUGGAUGUAUCGAAAAUAAAUGAAUGUUUAAUGCGUGUCCUCAAUCACGUUGUGCGUGCUCGCCAUAUGUUAGACAUUUAUAGUGCAACAAAGACGAGAGAUAGCUACAUAGCAUUAGAAGAUACAUUUAUUGUCGAUGUUUGGUCUGCUUUUCAAAUCAUGUUCAUGGUUUGUGUAGGAAUGAUACAAGUGUAUAUGAUAAAGCGAUUGUUUGAUCGUCCGUGUUGCAUUUAAAUCAUUUUUUUACAUGUGCCAUACCAUUCAUUUGCUAUAAAUUGAAUUUAAAAUCAAGAAUACUAGGUACUAUUAAUAUAUAGUGAAUCUGAAUAAAUAAAUAUAAAGCUUGAUAUUACUAAUUAAUUUAUGUAGGUUUACAUCUACUGUAGACUUACAGUAAAUCGUCAUAGUGUAGGGUCAAUUAUUCUUGCCUUAAUGUACUACUUCUGUACCUACUGAGCUAUGGAAUAAGUAUGAACAAAAUGUUA